CCUUAAGUAACCAUCUGUCUUAUGUUACCAUCCCAAACAUAACAUAUGAUACUAAUUUUAGUGUCCUGGAUCCCGAUUUACGUUUACUAUGUUAAGUCUUGUCUAUGAGACCAGGCUGCAACAUCGACACAAUAAAUUCUGACAAAUCCACUCUCACCGGCUCGCGACCGUGUUCACACUGCGCACAUCACUGCUUUUGUUAGCGUAAGCCCUGCCAAGUAGGUGUUAUUGACGGACAACCGGCAGCUGAGGUAUGCAUUACCUCUCUUCUGUAAAGCUCCAAAAAUACUAGCGCUGGUUCUCUGGGUGUGUGACAUGUUUACUGUACAACUCUGUUUACCGUGAGAGUAGAGGACUGAAAUGACUAUACUUCCUCUCUUCUAAAAGUCCUGCAUCAAUCCCUUGACCUCCUUCACUUUUGUUUUGUGUGAACUGUUAGUUCAAUUUGUCCUCCCUCUCUCCUGCUCAGGGAAUGCAGCCAUUCAAACAAACUGUCUGUUCUCUACUUAUAGUGUAAGCAAACAGAGCAGUGUUUGUCUCCAGUCUCUGCAAUGCUACUGGGACUACUGAAUGAUCGGCUAUUUUUAUUUUAAAUUGAACCUUUAUUUAUAUAAAGAACACGGUUUAUGUGACAGACAUGGAUUUGGACCUGGGAGGGAUAUUUCUAGAGAAUAGCACCUAUAACUAUGAUGGGGACUAUGUUUAUGAAGAGGAAUGCUCCCCUGAAGAUGGCGUUGGGGUGCGUUUUGGCACGGUGUUCCUCCCAAUGCUAUACUCCCUGACGCUGGUCCUGGGGCUAGUGGGUAACGUGCUGGUCCUGGUGGUUCUGGUCCAGAGGAGGCGGAGCUGGAGCGUGAUGGACACCUUCAUCCUGCACCUGGGCUUGGCCGACACCCUGCUGCUGGUCACGCUGCCCCUCUGGGCUGUUCAGGCCACUGGGGAAUGGAGCUUCGGGACCCCCCUCUGCAAGAUCACUGGAGCCAUGUUCACAAUCAACUUUUACUGUAGCAUCUUCCUGCUGGCCUGCAUCAGUCUGGACCGCUACCUGUCCGUGGUCCACACAGUCCAGAUGUACUCUCGCAGGAAGCCCUGGAUGGUGCAGGCCAGCUGCCUGUCCGUGUGGCUCCUCUCCAUCCUCCUCUCCAUCCCAGACGGGCACUUCCUGGAGUCUGUGAGGGACACCAGACGAGACAAACAGGAGUGUGUCCACAACUACCCGUCCCUCUCCCAGUCUUGGUUUGACUGGCGCCUGGCCUCCCGCCUGCUCUACCACACGGUGGGCUUCCUCCUCCCAUCUGCCGGGCUGCUCUUCUGCUACUCUUGCAUCCUGCUGCAGCUGCAGCGUGGCUCCCAGGGCCUCCAGAAGCAGAGGGCCGUCCGGGUCAUCCUGGCCCUGGUGCUGGUCUUCUUCCUCUGCUGGACUCCCUACAACAUCACCCUCAUGGUGGACACUUUUCAGGGGAGGCCUGGGCAGCCUGUUUCUGGGUCCUGUGAGAACGGGAGGACAGCUCUGGAGAACAGUCUGGUGGUUACGUUCGCUCUAGCCUGCCUGCACGCUUGCCUCAACCCAGUGCUCCAUCUCGGAUUGUGUAGAAACUUCCGGCGACGCGUACUGGAUAUGGUGAGGUGUGUUGAGGGGGUGCAGAACGAUCCAAAACUCUCACUAUGGGAUUCAGGUGUGGUUGAAGACUCACCUGACCAAGCAGAGGAGAUGGGGACGUUGAACCCAAUGACAACCAUGGGACAGGUACAGUCCACCCAGAGCUGAUGGGUAGGAAGAGGAUCCUAAUGACUAAUAUAGUAUGUCUUCCUGCCUUGAGGGGAAGUUGUAUGGGUCUGGGGACUGGUGGAUGACCGUAACCUGGGUCAUGGGUCUGGGGACUGGUGGAUGACCGUAACCUGGGUCAUGGGUCUGGGGACUGGUGGAUGACCGUAACCUGGGUCAUGGUUCUGGGGACUGGUGGAUGACCGUAACCUGGGUCAUGGGUCUGGGGACUGGUGGAUGACCGUAACCUGGGUCAUGGGUCUGGGGACUGGUGGAUGACCGUAACCUGGGUCAUGGGUCUGGGGGCUGGUGGAUGACCGUAACCUGGGUCAUGGGUCUGGGGACUGGUGGAUGACCGUAACCUGGGUCAUGGGUCUGGGGACUGGUGGAUGACCGUAACCUGGGUCAUGGGUCUGGGGACUGGUGGAUGACCGUAACAUGGGUCAUGGGUCUGGGGACUGGUGGAUGACCGUAACCUGGGUCAUGGGUCUGGGGACUGGUGGAUGACCGUAACCUGGGUCAUGGGUCUGGGGACUGGUGGAUGACCGUAACAUGGGUCUUGGGACUGGUGGAUGACCGUAACCUGGGUCAUGGGUCUGGGGGCUGGUGGAUGACCGUAACCUGGGUCAUGAGAGAAAGACAUGCAUAGUAGAAAGCCCCUUAUGAGGACUGCUUUCUUUGAAUUGCACUUUAAUGGAUAACGCUCAGACUAAAUGUAUAUUUGUAUAAAGUCAGUGGGUUGUCUGAUCUUCACGUUUUGUUUUACCUAUCGAUGUCGUCCGGCUCUGUAGAAUCUGUUGGAAAGAUUCAUGCAUUAAUUAUUCAAACCUACAAACUUUUAUUUGGCUCUAUACUCCAGCAUUUGGGAUUUGAGAUCAAAUGUUUUAUAUUAGGCGAUGGUACAGCAUGUCAUCUUUUAUUUGAGGGUGUUUUCAUACGUUUCUGUUUUUGUAACGGUUCUCGUCCUCCUUUUCUGAGGAGGAGUAGCGAGAAGGAUCGGAGGACCAAUGUGCAGCGUAGUAGGUGUCCAUAAUGUUUUUUAAUAAAGACAAUAGAACACUCGAACAGAACAACAAAUGAUGACGUGAAUAUACAUAACCGAAAAGAGUACCGUGUGGACCAAACACUCACACGGAAAAUAAUCACCACAACCCAAAAGUGAAACCCAGGCUUCCUAAGUAUGAUUCUCAAUCAGGGACAACGACUGACAGCUGCCUCUGAUUGAGAACCAUGCUAGGCCGAACUCAGAAAUCCCAAAUUAUAGAAAAAUGAACAUAGACAACCCACCCAACUCAGCCAUGACCAUACUAAAAGAAAGACAUAACAAAAGAACUAAGGUCAGAACGUGACAGUUUUACUGCUUAGAAAUGAAUGCACUUUUAUGUAUCUAGUCCCGCUAUUAGAAGGUGUCAUAAGUAUUUGGAUAAAUUCACUUCAGUGUAUUACGUUUAGUCAAAAGUUUAGAAUUUGGUCCCAUAAUUCUAGCACGCAAUGACCAAAUCAAGCAUGUGAAUCUACAAACUUGUUGGAUGCGUUUGCAGUUUGUUUUGGUUUUGUUUCAGAUUAUGUUGUGUCCAAUAGAAAUUAAUGAUAAAUAAUGUAUUGUUUCAUUCUGGAGUCACCUUUAUUAUAAAUAAGAAUAGAAUGUGUUUUCUUCUAUAUUAAAAUGGCUACCAUGAUUACGGAU
Oncorhynchus nerka (sockeye salmon) is the source of this 3452-nucleotide messenger RNA. RefSeq names its product C-X-C chemokine receptor type 3-like. The record is from RefSeq and is a predicted model, not a curated record. The transcript is spliced from 3 exons. Gene Ontology annotation, cellular component: membrane; external side of plasma membrane. NCBI's taxonomy places the organism in Eukaryota, Metazoa, Chordata, Actinopteri, Salmoniformes, Salmonidae. Gene Ontology annotation, molecular function: C-C chemokine binding; C-C chemokine receptor activity. Gene Ontology annotation, biological process: cell chemotaxis; immune response; G protein-coupled receptor signaling pathway. The coding region runs from base 638 to 1768 and encodes 376 amino acids.